This is a messenger RNA of Pungitius pungitius (ninespine stickleback), 6881 nucleotides long. RefSeq names its product mucin-2. The record is from RefSeq and is a predicted model, not a curated record. NCBI's taxonomy places the organism in Eukaryota, Metazoa, Chordata, Actinopteri, Perciformes, Gasterosteidae. The transcript has 5 exons. The coding region runs from base 54 to 5615 and encodes 1853 amino acids.
CAUCUUUUCGCCCGCCCGAAUCGCGGAGGCUGAACGCAAACGGAACCGAUAGGAUGUCAACAAGUGACGCAGGAGAGUCGGAGCCCAUAGUUGGAGGAGGAGAGAGAACGACGCCUCCGGACAGCGGCGCAGUGCGAGCAGCCGGCCGAGCGACGAGGACUGCGCCUGCCAGAGAACAGCAGAAUGAAAACAUUGGUCAGAGGUUCAAGCAGGAAAGUCAUCAUGAUGAAGAAACCCCGAGUGGAACGCAGCGUCACCCGUCAGCCAUCAGACAGGAAGAAACACACAAAGCACUUGUAUUAAGGACGGACAGAAUAAGAAAGGAAGAGGCUGCCCACUGCGUUGAGUCAAGCCUCCAGAAGCCCAGCACAUCCAGAAUCACCUCAGGCCUGUUCUUCAGACUCUCCAGAAAUCUAGACCUCGGCGAGCCCGAUCUAACACUCAAGACUUUUGACCCCUGCUUGCACAGUUCAACUGAAACACAGGAGCUUGAGACUGAGAAUAGAAGCCACCAGGUUCAUGGACAAACCUUCCCACCGCACACCUUUAUAAAAAAAACCAGUGACGCAACAUUAUCUGAAAGAAGACCAUUUCCAACCCAGAAGAAUGAAGAGGCUCUCCCGGUUGGUUGCUAUGAAUCAGAGUCUAGCAGAGGCUUGAGUAUCUCAAAUGGGGAAUUUGAUUCAUAUCACUUUAAUGACUUGCACAUGUUUCCAUGUGGACCACAACCAACAAGUGCUACAAGAUCAGUUGAGUUAGGAGGAGAUAUAAAGGACCAUACAAGGCUUGAGAAGCCUACUGAUCUUGUGGAACAAUCUAACCUGAACAGAACCAUGCUGUCUUCCACUGUGGUCACAGUUCUGGCACCUCACUGGAAUGGCCGACCAAGACGAACCAAAAGACCUGAUGUAAUGGGCAAUUUGGAAGGCCAGGGGGGUUUACACGACGUGACAAACACGGCGGCAAACCACUCCCAGGGGCGCUUUCACGAGUUUCUAGAUAGGUCAUUGAGAGAUGGCUUGCAAGCCCAAUCAAGGGUGCCAUUUCUGGGUACCAGGAGGAAUACGGUGGGCUGGUCAACAAAGAGUGGACCUGAAAGCUUAGACUAUGAAUCUAAGAGGAAAAUGCUUCAUACUGUAUCUAUGGAUGUUAACUCUGGAAGGAUGAACAGUAGAAACAUGUAUGCAAGUCCUGUACACACAGCUGCAACCCCUGUGUCUCCCCUCUCCUUUGAAACAGCCGAACAAAGGACAAAUCCACACCCUGGUCAUCAGGGAGGAUUGUCAUCUUUAAGCUCGAAACCGACAACCAGCAGAAUGCUUCUGUCUUUAAGAAGAUGCAAUUCAAAUAGCAGGAUCAAUAAUGCUGCCUCCCCGACCCCUGAGAUGAAUCCUUUGCCUCUGAGCAGCUCGCCACGUCAUCAAGAUGGAAAAUUAUUCACAACACACCUCUCUCAAACUUUCCUGAAUAAUAAUGGCCAGGAGAGGUCAAAUCCUCUCCUCUCUCCAUCGGGGAAUGCUUAUAGGAUGGAAACUGGGCCGAUAAUUUCGCCAUCAGCCUCCAACCAAAGAGAAAGGAACACAUUUGAAACUCGCUUCUUUUCAACAUCACCCACGAGCAAAGGCACAGAAGACACACCCAUUUCCCAACAAGCUGAAACGAUGACUAGUAGGACCCAGUCCAGUCUUUCAUGUUUCCAACACCCAAUACCGAUUCGAGAGCCAACGGAGAACUGCAGGGGUUCAGACAAAAGUACAAAUGUGUUCUCUGGGAGCUAUUCACCAAAACAUUCCCCUUUUGACCGGUCCUCCCUUCUAAAUACCCAUUCCCUCCCUAGGAGGACCAACCUAACAUCCACCUCCUGGUGGAAACAAGUCGCCCCGGAAUGUAGUUCGAAUCAAACUGCCAAUGAUACAACAAACAUCAAAGAAAAAUUAAACACACCCAUAGUGCCACCCUACAAUGAUAAUAGAGACUUUGCCGCUGCGUGUCCAACUAACAACAAAAGAUGUGUUAGUCAAAUCCCCAAUAACCGAGACAAUAAUAACGCAGCAGAGUCAGUCGUCCGAGGUAACAUGAACCUUAUUAUGACAAAACCGGGAGGAACUGACAACGUCAAACCAAGAAUAGCUGAGGAUUCACCCGGACAUGGAUCAGACAGGCUUGUCAAACAGCAAUAUGGCUCCAAUCUGAACAACAGAGACCCACAAAAGCCUCACAGUUUGCCGGAUGUUUUUCCUACUUCUAAAAUUAGCAGAGCUACAAAGCAAACAACGCUGAAUCAUUCUCCUAAAGAUCUCAGCAGGCGCGACUUAAAUCCUACCCCAUUUACAGCAAACAAAACCGAACUACCACUUACUUUGCUAAAUCCCAAGAGCCCAAAUACACCCACCGAGAGCAGCAGCUACAGUCACUGCACAUCCAAAACCAACAGCACCCCCGCAUCUUCACACAACCAUGACUCUCAAAAAUUUGGCAAACCACCUCUUUCUCUUGCUACCACCAACUCUUUCUGUAUUCAGGCUCCUACCUCCACGACUAACUCUGUUCUUUCCCAAUGCCCAUCCACUAAACCUACUUCACACAUCCACUCUCAUGCAGUUGCUUCACAAACACCUAUUGGUGCUUCACCUUACACUUGCUCUUCUUCCCAAAUACCCCUUAUCACUAAGAUAACUCCUAACACACCACUUCGCUAUGAAAGAAGCAUUGCUUCCGUUAAUAAGCCUUUCCACCCUAAAACUGUAUUGAGUCCAACAGUUGGUGCUUUCUCCACCAACUACAGCACAGCAUCACACCACGUAGCAAUAACUGCUCCUAGAACAUCCCUCCUUACUUCUUUAAAUCCUGGCAUAUCUUCUCAGUCCUCACUCUUAACCCCACCUGCCACCCCUAACGUUGUAAUCUCCAACGACUCGGUCCCUUCCAGUCUCAAGGAGCCAAGGACGUUUUCAAACAGUCCAGAAAACGACCCAAAGAAAAAGCGCCGCGUAGAGGGAAAGCGAGUGAGACGAGUCACAUGGGAGGACUCUGUGGAUCUGAAGCAUUCUGAACCUGGGGCAGUCAACAAUGCCGAGCCGUUUCACGUACCAACGAGCUCAAGCUCCCUGGAAAGCAGCAAAGUUGCAUCCAUCGCUUCUUUUCUCAGAUCAAGAAGUUCAACCACAACCGCAGCUCAUUUUGGCUCCCCCAGCUCCAAAACUGCCAGCAUACACCGGCUGAAAGGGGAAAAGUAUCGCUCUUUGUCAUCUGACAGUGCUGAUUGGUCCAGAGACCAUCAAAAGUCGAAGCAAAGACCGCGUGACACUAGUAUCUUUGACCAGGGAACGCGGGACGUGACAACACCCAGACAGGGGAGGACUCUCUCAGUGGAUUCUGACAGCCUUCAGUGCCGUGCUUCUGCCCCUCUCUCCCUCCCUUCUGACUUCUCAAGUUAUAAGCUUCGCUAUAGCUCUCCACCUUACACCACUCUCAUCUCGACCAGGCCAUCACAGGGAGAAACGAAGACUAUAUUAUCCAGAUCACCCCUCUUCCAACAGCCUCAAUCAAAUUAUGCCCCACACCUUUCUAGAUGCACUGAUUUAGGGGCAGCCAUGACCAUGCCCACAUCCAAACCUCCUCUGUCACCCACCACCCGAGGAAGUGCAAAAGGGGGGCUUUCAGAAACUGAUAUAGUCAAUAAUAAUCACAGCAAGAGCAACCGGCAAGAUUCCCCGAAUGGCCAGUUAGUAUUUGUCCACAACAGACUUCAUGAGGCACAUACCCCCUCCUCAAAAUGUGUAACUGAGACACUGGUUUACAGUGUUAAAUCUAAAGAAGAGACAGCUACACCUGCCCCAAGGAAGAGCAUACCUAAACCUUUGCAACAUGACUCAAACAUAAAGGCUUCUGUGGAGACCGAGUUAAGUCAACAGUCACACAGAAUGCAAAGUAAGGAAGCAGCAAGAGAACCACAUAGUGAUUCAGAUCUUGGCUCAAGCGUUAGCCGCUCAAGCUCCAACGGAAAAGCGAAGGAGAAUGUACUGGGUAAAAGUAGAUUUUUUUCAAUGGAGAGCAGCAAUGAACAAAGCACAAAGAGAAGCCGGUUUGCACUGAAGAAAAGUGACAGCACACCACAAUCCAGUUUGUCAAGAUCACAGCCAGAGACAGCCAGCAAGCCCAGUAACAAAAUGGACCAGGUGAUCAGCAGACUAAAACAAAAAUUCAGCACUAGACUUUCUGACGAGGAUGUGUUUCCAUGGAAAUGGAAGAGAGCGUCUCAAACGUCUUCGGUUAAUGGAUCAGGGGAUGUCAGUGACAACGUCGUGGAGAGCAACCAAAAGCUUGAGCAGGAGAAAGGGAUGUUGAUUAAGGAGGAGGAGAAGGGACGAGAUUGUGCUGAUAGAUGGAAAACAAACCGAUACAGCCUCAUACCAGCCUCAGUGGCAGGAGAGGAGCUGUACAGUUGGUCAGGCCAAACAACUCUGAAAACUGACCGAGACGAACAAACUGUCUAUCCAGAAUACAUGGAAAGUCAAAACCGUCCUCAUUUGACAGUAACCAGCCCACCAACAAACGAGUUAGACUUUUACAAAGACAAGGUAACUGAUUCCAAACCAUCAAACCUGUUGCUCUACUGUAGCAAUCACAGUCCUGGUAGGAGCCCUAAAACCUCUGCCGACUCUCCCACUCAGCUCAACAAGUCCACAUCCAGCCCCAGGAGCCCCUUCUCCCCCUUUCCCUCCCUUUCCCCUGUCUCCCAAAUGACCUCAACGGAUGACAAUGUCUUCUUCAGCCCCAAGCUACAGCGUCACCGAGAGUCCCCCUCACCUGGUGAGCCGGGAGAGGGAAUCAGCCUGGGGGCUUCGAGAAGAACUCGGGCCUCCACAGGUCCUCCAAGUGCAAGUCCAGGACCAGACAAUGAACGCUUGGCGUCCUCCUAUGCAGACUUAAAGUACGGCAUUGAGCCUGGGAGGUCCUUUUCCGUCAGUUCGGUACUGUCCAGUCGUCCCUCUGGGCCUGGGCGCAUCUCCACUGGAUCCAGGUUCAUGAGUGUGGGGGACCUCUCUGACUCUGCGUUAACGUGUGGCAAGCCUGGAAAAGACUUGGAUCAGUGGUCUGUUAACCCUGACUGGACCACUGACUAUGAUUGCCAGUCCAGUAAGGACUGCCGACAGGCUUGUUUCCCCAGCGACCCAGGUAAGAUGAGAUCCAGAUCUCUUCCUCGAUCACUGACUAGGCGCCUAGCAAAUUGGAGCUCAGACGUCUUUGCUUCCCAACCUGCAACAAGCACAGCCUCAAAGUCCCCUCGCCUAUGGAGCCCCAACAUGAACCCUUCUCACUUUGCAUGGGACACAGAAGGGCCUCCGACGCCUCCGACACCUCCUCCAACCCCGCCCCUAUCACCAGUGUCCAGGCGCAUGUCCAAACCCCCCCGCCUUUCCUCCCCCACCUUCCCCAGUGCAUCAGGAACGUCGCAGCAAGUGGACAACCUGUCCCCCAGAGGGAUUUUGCCCUCCAGAGGUUAUGUAUCCAGCCUUACCACUUUUGACGAGUCCUCGGACAGCAGCUCGGACACGACAACAGACGAUGAAUAUUACUUAGAAACGGGUGAAGAAAAAGAGACAGAAUUGUGACACUAAAAGAUUUUCUUUAAAUCCUGCCUUCUUUCGGGUCUGUUUUCCUGGACUUCAUCAUGUACGAGAAAAAGGGCUAACGUGUAUCAUUCUGUAAAGGGUAUUCUGCUUGUUCUCUCAUUGUCACAAAGGAGACUUGAGAUUCAAUAGUUUUUUUGCCUGCAUGAUUUGCUUCUGGAAAGUGGUGGUUAUUACAUGAGCAUACGUAAUAUUUUCAGCCAAGUUUGUAUAUGUAUAAUAGUUAUUAAUAAUGUAUUUCCGUGCAGUAUGUAACUGCAAUCUGAGUUGUUAAACAUUUAUAGUUUGAACAGUUGCAUGCAAUCAUUGAGGGAUGAAUAUCUGUGUGGUUGUUUUCAAAGUACUUUUUACAUAAGUUUGCAUUUCAUCCUGCGGAAGUUGUUGAUACAUGUGCUAUCAUGUAAUAUUUCAUUGUCUGUUUUCUUCUAUGAUUGAAGAUUGAAAUGAAUUGUGGUAAAUGUUGUAAUAACAGAUUUAUUUUCCUAGUUACAUUUUUUUUAUUCUGAGGUAAUAUGUAAUCAUAAUGUAUGGUACAAUUAGAUGUUUAAUGUCCAACAUUAUACAGUGAUUUAUCCAUUUUGCACAGUGAUUUUCUUAACUCUUAAUACAUGUAUUUUAAACAUAAAUGUAAUAUUUCCAGCAAUAACCGAACCGUUUUUGUAUUAAAGUCUGUGUUGCCCAAGUCUUUGGUCCGUCCUGCUGCUGCUUUAGCCUUAACAGCCACCGUGUCCCAUCGGACUGUUAAAUGCCCGGCUGAGUCAAAUGGUAUGCCAAGUAUUGGAGUGGCAAACAGAAGAUUCGACGCUUGAGGCUACGGUCCCGCCUGCCGCGAGGUUUUUCAAAGACUUUGUUAUUGGCGACACUUUGCUGCUCUAAAAAGUGUCUGCUGUUAGGUGUGGCUUAAUUAAAUUGACGUUAUGCAAUUGGGAGUUUCCUUUUUGUUCUCGCUGUGGCAACACAAACUGUUAUGGUGAUGGUUAGAUAACACUUUCAUUAGACAGGGAGGAUUGAGUUGUAAAAUAAUUGCUACAUGUGUGACCCCGUGUACUUUUUGUUCUUGUCUGUCUCUCAGGGUUUUGUUUUUUAACAGACAGACCGUCACAAGUAAUUGCGACAAUCUGCGUUGGACUAUUAGCCAUGACAUCAAGACACUGUUGUUCGCACCAUGACAUAGUAGCAUUUGUUUUUGUUGCAUGAAUGUUUUUCCAUUCUAUGUCAUCAUAAAUAAAGUGCAAUACACUUGCUCCA